This is a messenger RNA of Ornithodoros turicata, 3377 nucleotides long. RefSeq lists its product as uncharacterized. Bases 427 to 1626 code for a protein of 399 amino acids. The record is from RefSeq and is a predicted model, not a curated record. NCBI's taxonomy places the organism in Eukaryota, Metazoa, Arthropoda, Arachnida, Ixodida, Argasidae. The transcript is spliced from 10 exons.
UGCACACCUUUUUAAAAUUGCAUGAAAUGGCAAAUUAAAUCAUUCGGUAAUUGUGAAUUCGAUUAAACUUGUAAUCAUCGUUUUUGUCGUAUUCAGUCGUUAAUUUCGUUCUGAGCAACAUUGUUGGUUGGACUGUACAUUUCCAGUGGCGCUGAAUAAUUCAUUAUGUAACUACAGACACAGGUGACACAGAAGCAGUCAUUCAGGAAUAGAUUGUGAGCGUGAUCAAGCGAGUUCGAAACCGCAAUCUACUCGAUUCAGCGCCGGCGCGGAUUUACGGGAAGCCCAUCGCAUCGCCAUCAACCGCAGUUCUUUGUUGUGUUCUAGUUUGCUGCGCGGCGAGUUCCUCUCGCAGUUUCAGAAGUGGUUCUGCGUUGUGCUUCUGCUUUGUGCUUCCACCUUGUUCACCCGUGGCACGUUUUCGAGAUGUUUGUGAUUGUUCACUUCACUGAACGAGAUGAAGUCGAGAUUGUGCCAGGUUCUUGGGUUAAGGGAACUGUGUGUCGAUGGCCAAAAAUCCCGUCACACAAAGCACGGAAAAUGAUCACCAAAGGAGCUCCUAUAGCUGGGCCUUUCGAGACCUAUCAUAUCACAGUUAAGGGAGUUUUUGGAACAUACGAGGAAGCCAAUGAAAAACUGGAUGUUAUCCAGUACACGUCGGACAUCAAUACAGACUCUGGUACAGACGCUGGAAAGAGGAAGCGUUACCCGCCGCAGUACCUUGAGGACACUGUAGCGUUUACAACACAGCGAAAGAGGCGGCAGCCCCAGCCCAUGCCAGCUCUAUCCGACUCUGAUCCAGAUGAGGUCAUAGUGUCAUCUAUUCCUGACAGCUUGGCACAGUGUAAUACAGCAAAAAAGAGACAGCAGUCCCAGCCCUUGCCGGAUACAUCUGACUCUGACCCAGAUGAGGUCGGCAUGCCAUCUGUUCCUGACAACUUUCCGCAGUGCAAUACAGCAAGAAAAGCCAAAGCUGAUGCACCUUCUCAAGGAUCCAGUUGCAUGGCCACGCAAAGACAGUAUUGCAGCACUACUGAAGGAGCUGGUGAAAUGCACACUGGAAUACAAGGAACACAGCAGCCGAAGACUGCCAUGGAUCAAGAUGGUAGCACUUUUAACAAAGUUAAAACAGAAUUUCAGAAGCAAGUUUUGAGGCUUCUACACGUUGUGCGCUUCACGCUGCAGCAGCACAGUGAUGUACUUCAGGCGAUCUGCAACCAAGGUGUUAACAAUGCGGUGGGACAAACUGCACCAAACUUCCUUGUGAAAGCUGCAUUUGCAACGUCAGAGGCCCUUGAGGAGUUUAGUAAAUCUCUGAAUGAAGAGCGACAGGCCCAGCUGGUUGACGAGUUCUCGCACCUUGGAGGGACUGAUGUAAGGCAUGCAACAAGGAGCAUUCUCUCAUAUUUGCUUACGGACACGGUUGCGCGGGAGUACAGCUGGCUUGGACAGAAAGGAAAACGGAAGUUCAGCAUGCUGAAGUUCCCUGCCCUUAUUUUUCAGGCAGUUAGAAGAGACAAGAAGCUAGCAACGGCAACGAAAUCAGAAGUGGAAGGCGCCAUCAAAUCCUGGCUCCGCCAUGCGAACGAGAGAUGCAAAUCCAAGGAAGCCGAGAGUGAAGGCUGAGUCAGACAUCAAGAUUAUUGUAUUGUUUAUAGUGUCUUUGGUACAAGUGAUGUCAAGGUCAACUCUAGUCACAUAGAUUGAUGUGAUAUAACCAUUUUAUAUAAUCAUUUUAUCUAGACGUACAGUCAUAUUUUACAGCACAUCUGUGCAGAAUAAGAGUGUGUGGCACGUGUGCUCGUAUUUGCGUACUAGUCUCAGACCUCAAGGUAUUUUUUUUUUUUUUUGUUAAGGUCUCAUAUACACGUCACAGAGUUAAUAACUACAAAAAUGAGACUCUCGAACCGGACGCUGAGUCACGAUAUGGAGGAAGGCAUGAGGCAGUGAAGUUCACAACUGUGGCUAAUUUUAGAGCUGGUAUUUUUUCUACUACAAGUCCUUUCUGGAGGUCUGAAAUAUUUUGUUUAGCAAUUUUGUUGUCCCAUACUAUUUAGUGUGUGUUGCAGGAGUUAGCAAAUGACCUAUAACAUUUUCGAGCACUGCGGUCAAGUGCCUUACCCUAUCCAUCUCUCUGUGAACCUAUCAGUUUAGUCGUUUAGCCAAUGAGUGUAUGAACAAAACGGGACAUACACCACGCUAUUCACCUGUAUUGCCUAAGUAACAUCAUUUCGUUUGACGCAGCAAUGAAAACUAAAUUUACUGGAACCGUGAAGGUCGGGGCACACACGCCGACUUUGUUAAUGGAGCGGAUACCUACAACAGGACAUGUCUCUCAGUGUUGGCAACCAGAGUUACAGUAAAUUUAUUUUUCUUUGCAGCAUCACACAAGAGAAUGUUACCUCAGCAGUAUAGCUCAACAUUGAUGUGUACGUCUCCUAUUGAUAUUGCUGACCAAGAGCGAGAGAGGCACUGCCUCCAGAAUGCAAGCCAAUACGAGAGUGCGGAGGGCGUGCACUUCUGAAGCCUCUAAUCUCGCAUAAGAGAUCGCACUGUGUUAUCGUCGUGUCGCGUGUCACAAGGUUUCUGCCAUGGUGCAGCAGUCUAACCGACAGCUUCGCUGAACGUUACCCAGCAGCUACCAUUGCUUUGCCUGCCACAGGGCUUCUUCCAAGGUGCACCAGUCUAAACAACACCCUCGCCAUCCGUUAACCAGCAUACACACAAUUCCCGAAUGGCUCAUUCACUGGUUGACAGAUGACGAAGCCGUUGGUUGGGUUGGUGCGCCAUGGCAGAAGCAUUGCAGCAGGCAAAACAACGGUAGCUGCUGGUUAACAGAUGGCGAAACUGCUGAUUACAUUGGUGCGUCAUGGCAGUAACGCUGCGCCACCUCUUAGGCGAGGAUCUGUUCACAUUCUUAUUGGCCUGCAUUCCGUCAUGGUCAGCAAACACAAGGAUAGUUAGGAAAGAUAAGACUGUGAUACUGAUGCUACAUGUGAUACUGCGAUAUUGCUCUCUCAGGUAUUAUGACCUGAUUUAAACACUGUUUACACUCAGCAGAGCAUACCACUUCUAUUUCCUUUUUUCCAGGGUAGCAUCCUGUCAAGCUAGCCAUAUAGCCGCACUCAUUAUCAAUUCUAGUUCAUGGUUAAAACUAUGUGACAUUAUUAUUUCAUUUAGUAUAUGUAGUUUAACAUGGAAAUUGUAGCUUACUUGUAUACUCUUUUUUGUUAUAUAAGCUCAUACAAAUGUGAUUCUUUCUUUUUUCUAAGAACAAUUGUUUGUUCAUUCUUGCAGAAUUUGCAAACAGAGAUCUGCCGAGUAUUAACUCAGUUUGUUUAUUUUAAACCAUGUGUGAACAGUUGCAAGAGAAUCAA